This is a messenger RNA of Morone saxatilis (striped sea-bass), 3721 nucleotides long. RefSeq lists its product as uncharacterized. Gene Ontology annotation, molecular function: RNA binding. NCBI's taxonomy places the organism in Eukaryota, Metazoa, Chordata, Actinopteri, Moronidae. The record is from RefSeq and is a predicted model, not a curated record. Gene Ontology annotation, biological process: regulation of cell cycle; regulation of mRNA splicing, via spliceosome.
GUGAGGAUGAGGCACCUGAGAAAGAUGACAUAAAUGCCAAGGAAGGGAAUGAGCCACCUCACAAGAAAAACAAGAAACACAGAAAACACAAGAGCAAGAAGAAGAAAAGGAGGAGGAAGGGGGAAAAGGAGAGCAGUUCAGAAUCUGGUGCUGAUUCGGAUGUAGAGCCACCACCUCCACCGAGACCUGUCAGGACAACCAGAGCCAGUGCCAGACUGGCUGCAGCAGCUACAGGACCUGACGACAAUGCUGGGCUGAAGGAAGAGGGCAAAAGGGAUGUAAUUACAGAUCGUGCGGAAACGGAGGGUGAUGCAAAAUCCAAAAAACACAAAAGACAUGCUGCUAAGAAGAAGAAAAAGAAGAAGAAGAAGGAUGAAAAGCAGGAAAAGAAAUCCCCAUCUCGCUCCCCAUCUGAAAGCAGCUCAGCUUCAGGUUCUGAGUCUGAAGGUGAAGGAGGUAAAGGGGCUGGUGAUGGCAAAUACUCUCCAGCUGCAGCAUCUGACCUGCAGGAACCAGUGUCCAAACUGGUUCCAAAAAGCAAACGAGGGGAGGAGAAGGGGGUUCCUAUCCUUACACAGAAUUCUGAUGUGCUUGGAGUGAAGAAAGAGGCGAUAUCAGAUAUGGCUGUGUCCCCAUCUGGAGGCAAGGGCAGUAACACCAAUGGCUCAGAAAAGGACACUAGGUCACCCUCUGCAGGCCAGGAUGAGAUAACACAGACUGCAACAGUUAAGGUUAAGACAGAGGGUAGUCAUGCUGGUAGUACAUUCAGUCAUGCCCAUGAACUCCCUGACAUCAUCCCUAAACAAGAAGGUGCUACCCCAAGAGAUGACCCAGGCCUUAAAGAUCAGGCCAAUUCAGUUCAGCGGCCAAAGGCCAAGGAACAUGAUUCUUCCAGGUCAAGGUCUCCCUCCCCUUCCAGGGGCCUAGACAUUAAGAGGUCUGGGUCAAGACAUAGUCCGUCACCUUCACCUAGUCCUAGUAGGCAGCAGUCCGAUGGUCAAACAGCAACAGCAGUGAAAGAACGGUCAAGAAGCCUUUCCAGGUCAGUCUCAAAGGGAAAACGCUCUAUAACCCCUCUAAAGAGCCGGCAGCUGUCCCGCUCACUGUCCGGCUCUCAGUCCCCUAAAUCUAGGAGGAAGUCACUCUCCCCGUCCCCAAAGUCAAAGUCACCCAAAAGAGCUAGCUGUCGGUCCCGGUCCACCUCUCGCUCCCCCACCCCCAAGAAGAAGGUGCCAAAAGCGUCAAAGAAGUCCAAAUCUCCUAAACGUCGGAGGACUUCAUUGUCUGUUUCCCCAAAGCGACGCAGAAGUUCCCACUCACCUAAAAGAAAGGUGUCACGAUCCCCUAAACGUGGUGGGCGCAGGUCCCCCUCUCUAUCUCGGUCUCCAAGGAGAAGUCGAAGGUCAGAGUCACGGCCCCGUGGAGGCAAUAGGCGUUCCAGGACCCGCUCACCUAGACGAGGUGGUGCAGUUGGCAGGCGUUCACGAUCACGUUCCAUUAAUAGGACCCGUCGCUCCCACUCUAGAUCAAGACGCCCUGUUCAUCGCUCCAGGUCCCGGUCACUGGGAAGGCGCACAGGAGGCAGGCGCUCCAGGAGUCGAUCUGUGUCUAGACGUAGGAGGUCACCACCCCCGAGAUCCCGCCGCUCACGAUCCCGGUCUGUCCGCAGGAGCAGGCGGACUCGAUCACGUUCUGUUGUAGUUCUUAAGCGCAACCGUCGCUCCAGAUCUAAGAGUCCCCGCAAAAGGACCAAAUCCAGGACCCCUCCUUCCCGACGAAAGUCCACAUCCCGAUCACCUGUCAGAAAGCGCUCUCGAUCCCCUGCCAGGAGAAAUCGCUCUCCACAAAGGUCUAGCAAACGCUCCAAAUCCCGCUCCUUGUCUCGGAGGCAUUGGUCAAAGUCACGCUCACCACCACCUGGCAAGAGGAGGUCCAAAUCUCCUAGGAAGGGUGGAAGAAGGUCAAAGUCUAAAUCUGACUCUGCGGUUUUGAAUAAAUCGAAGUCCAGUUCCAGGUCUGUGUCAAGUGAUGGGGGGUCUGAGAGCUCCUCCCCAGCCAGAUCCACAUCUUCCUCUCCUGUUAAAGAAAAGAAGCCACCCUCUCCUAAGGUUGAGCAGCCAGCUGGUGGGAAGGCAACGAGCGAAAGUGGAGAUGUUCCAGUUACAACAGGUGUGUGGAAACCCAUGACCUCAGCAGUUGCCUCCAGCCCCCCUGCUGCAAGCUCCUCUGAUAAGUUGCCGCCCCAGACGCUUGCUCCCAACAAUGACAAGCAACAGAGAGAGAGUGCCAGCUCAUCCAAUGAACAAGAUGUCUCCAGGUCUGGUUCCAGAGAGCCUGGCACUAGCCCAGAAAAGUCAGAUUGUUCAGAAGGCUCAGAUGAAGAAGAGGAAUCUCCCGUUAAAACCCUUCUCAGGCUCCUCAGCUCUACAGUUCCUGCAUCUCCGGGAGAGCAGAAGAAGCAGCUGUCCAAGUCACGCUCACCUGCGGAUCGCAGGAAACUUUCACGCUCAACUUCUUCGCCUCGGCGAUCUACGUCCAAGUCUGCAUCCAGAAAGAAGCAGUCUAGGUCUAAGUCUCCAGUGAGGAAAAGAGAAUCUAUCUCACCAAUAGAAAGGAAGAAGCGACGGUCUAAAUCUCGGAGUCUUGCCCGGCGGCGAAGGUCACGCUCUGCUGCUCGACGUAAGCGCUCACGCUCCAAGUCACGGACCAGAGUCCGCAGGUCCAAGUCCCGCUCUCCAACCCGCAAGAGGCGAUCCCGCUCACCCAACACCCGUGGGAGGAGGAGGUCCAAGUCCACAGACAGAAGCAAGCGAUCCAAGAGCCGCUCCACAGGCCGGAGGAAAAGGUCCAGAUCAGGAGACAGAAGCAGGCGCUCAAGGUCACGUUCCUCUGACCGCAGACGCAGGUCUAGGUCCAGGGGUCGAGGCAGGCGCCCAGCAUUUCGCAGUCGUUCGUUCGAUAGACGUGACAGGUGGAAAAGGGAACCUAGCCACUCUCCAGUUCUCAUUCUUCGCAAACAACGCCGCUCAGGGUCCCGAACACGACGCAGCACCAGCAAGACUCCUCCACGGCUCACUGAACUGGAUAAGGACCAGUUACUGGAGAUAGCCAAAGCUAAUGCUGCUGCCAUGUGUGCUAAGGCGGGGGUGCCCAUUCCUGAGAGUCUUCGGCCAAAAGCCAUCCUCCAGCUCCCUCUCCCCACUCCAUCUCCUGCCCCCCUCUCCUUACCCCUACCUUUACCUCUCCCAAUGGGCAUGGGGAUGCCAAACAUGCCGAAUAUGCCCAACAUGGGUCCAAUGGGGCUAUCCAAUAUUCCAGGAAUGUCCAGCAUGUCAAACAUCACCAUGAGUGCCGCUAUGGCCAGUAUGACAGCAGCUACUAUGACCGCUGCCUUGACCAAUAUGGGUGCUCUGGCUGCCAUGCCUCCUCUUGCCCCACUUCCUACCAUCACAAACAAGCCUCCCCCGUGCCUCGCCCCGCCAACGCCAACCCUUAACCUGGACCACAUCGAGGAAGCAAAGCGGAAGGUCACCCAGCAAGCUAACAUACACACCAUCAAGGAGCUUACUGAGAAGUGUAAGAUGAUUGCAAAUAGCAAGGAGGAGAUGGCCAUUGCUAAACCUCAUGUCUCAGAUGAUGAAAGCUAAAACCAACAAGCCCUCAUGCCACUCCCUGGAAGGAAAAUGUAAAGGAAAAAAAAAAAAGAAAAAAGAAAGAAAAA